GUGCUGUUCAGUCGCAAUAAUUUAAGGAGUGAGCAGAAAUUUUAAAAAGUUAAAUAAACAUAAAAUAAGAUAAAUUUAUAAAGUUAAUCCAAGGAAAGCAGAAAAGAAGAAAAGAGAUUGUAAGACUUCAAGUUCGAUAAGUCAUCACAUUGCAUAGUUCAAUUUCGAAAGGAAAUUUUUUACUCCACACAACACUAUUAGUCAGAAGAAAUAAAAGAAAUAAAAUUGUGAAGGAGAGAAAAAGUAAAGAGUUGAAAUUUCAGUUUUGGAAGAUAAAAAAAGUAAAUAAAUAAAAUUAAGCAACGAUAGUUGGAGAAAUAAUAAGAAAUAAAAUAAAAUAUCAUGGGAACAAUGAAAGUGAUAUUUGUGCUUUAUUGUGUAUUUUUAUCAGAAAUUAAAUCGCAAGGUCUUGCGCCGUAUCGACAAGUUCCAAUACAACGCAGACAGUUAUCGCAAGUACAACAAAAUCACAUAUUCACAGAUAUACAAAAGCAUCAACAUCGAUUCAAUGUUCAGCAACCACAAUUGAGAAAUCAAUUUAAUGGAUUUGUUCAGCAACAAUCACAAUCCUUUCCAUCACAGGCAAUUCCUAAUGCAAGAUUCUUUCCCUCACAACCGCAACCUUCUCAACAGCUUCCAAAUCAACAGCAGCCUCAGCUUUUUAGACAAGUAAAUUUAAUUAAUCCUUUUAGAUUCCAUAGUAAUUUCAUUCCUGAAUUUAUUAUUCAGCCAUCCAUUCAAGCACCAGUACAACCUCAAAAUACACAAUUCCAAAGAUCUGUACAAAAUCAAGUUGGUCAAGUAUCUUUCAAUCAACCACCACCUCAAUUUUUAGCCCAACAAUCUGGUCCAAUUUUCAAAGAUGCUAAUGGAUUCGGUCCAAUUUCAGCUCCAUUAGUUCAACAACCUCCAGUUCGUCCACAACAAAAUUUCUUCCCUAAUAAUAAUGUCCAAUUCCCACCUCAGCAACAAGCUCCACAGGCACCAGUUUUCACUAAUUUCCAACCUCAAGUCCAAAAUCCUUUCAUCCAACAAAGUCAAUCACUUCCAUUAGAGCAAAGAUCAAACGUUUUUUACGAUACACGUACAGAAGAACAAAAAAGAAAUGAAGAAUUAGCUCGUCAAAAGCUUAUUGAAAAGCAUGAAAAAUUCGCCCAAAAAUACUUCCAAAAUCAACAAGCACAAGUUCAACGCCUUCACGAAGAUUUUGUUCAAAAACAAAAGAGAUUACAAGAGCAAACACAGGAAAAACUUCGUGCACAACAAUCACCUUUAGUUCAAGCACCAAACUUUGCAAGACAGCAAGGUGUUAGGCCGACAGAUUUGACAGCAUUUGAAAAAUCCGUUCAUCAAUAUUAUCAACAAUAUCCAACAACUCAAGCUCCUACCACUACAAAAAUUCCAACAACAACAACUGAAAGUUCGCUAAAUGUCGUUCCACUUAAAAAAAAUAAAGUUAAACAGGAGAUUAAGAUAUUGAAUGCGGAAGAUAUUAAGCAAUUGUUACAGGGAGAUCGCCAAAGUACAUUAUUGAGUCAAUUGAAACAAGAUGCAUUGAAAGGCUCAAAAUCAACUAAAGCAAAAUCACCUCUUUCACGUGACGAGUUGUUAAAACAACUGAAACAAACGUUGGCUGAAGAGACACCCGAUUUAGGAGGAAAAGAUUUUACGGCACAAGACAUCGUUUUACCUAAUGGCGAAAAAGUUCAGGUAAUAAGAACCACUGACCCGGAAUUGAUUAAAAAAGCACAAGGUGGUCAACUUGUUGAACCAAUUGCAACUGGAACUACACAGGCACCAUUAUCGAUUGAAGACUUAGCAAAGAGUGGAUUUUUGCCAGCGGGCGGAACUGACUUUGAGGUCAUAAAACAAUCAGAAAGUGGAUUACAAAAGGUACAAAAAGUUCCAUCACAAAAGAAAGUAACAUUUGUGUAUCUUGAGGAGCAAGACGAUGGAAGCUAUAAAGUUCAAGGCGUAAAGUCUAAUAAUGAUAAAGAAGUCAAGACUGCAGGCUCAGAAGUCGAUACUAUACUUAAACGCAUUAAAAGCGGAGACAUUCAAUUACCACCAACAGCAAAGAAAGUUGUUACUCCAAUUGAAGUUCCUACACCAAAAACUACUGUUUCACAGCCAACGACAACGACUCAACAACAGCAAAUUUCAACACGUUUACCAGUAAUUUCAACUUCUGUCCCGAAAAAUCAUCGAGCCACUAAUGGCAACAUAAUCAGUACGGCAGCAAAAUCAUCACCAUCAACAAUUAAAUAUUCAGCAUCGACCACUGCUCCACAGACAGUUACACCUGUCAAAACACCAAGCACACGCGGUUCAUCAGCUUUCCAUUAUUCAUUCUCGGCGACAACACAAAAAGAAGAUAAUGGACGAUCACCAUACUCGACAUUACCGACAUUCGAAACGACAGAAAGAAACAACAUCUUCUCAGUAACACCACGUGUCCAAAGAUUAUCAACAACUGAGGCACCUGAUUAUGCUACAGCUAGUUCAAUUAAUUACAUUCGCAAUGCGGAAGCACAAAAAUUAGUACAAACUGUAAGUGCAUCAACAGUUUCACCUGCUUUUUCAACACCUGUCCGUUCAUCAAUCUCAUAUUCACCUACAUUUACCACCACCCCACCAACUACAGUUCAGGCUUCAACACAAAAAUCACCAGAUUUGGCUGAAAUCCUCAGAAAUAGUGGUUUAUAUGCAAUGGCUAAAUAUUUACGUCAAUCGGGAUUAGACAGCAUUUUAAACGAAACAGGUCCAUAUACAAUCUUCGCUCCAACUGAUAAGGCAUUCAAGAGCUUAUUGGUACAACUUGGAGGGCCUGAAAAGGCUGAAGAAAAAUUCAGAAAUAAUCCAAGAUUAUUAAGCGGUCUUUUGCUGCAUCACGUAAUUCCAGGCUCAUUCAAAAUUGAAGAAUUACAAGACGAAAUGACUGGAGUAUCCCUUGCCGGUACACAACUUAGAGUUAAUCAAUAUCAAAUGCAAGACGUCGAAUGGAAUGAUAUUAAAGUCACUACAAUCAAUGGUGCUACCAUUUCACCAGAAAAUAAUGACAUUGUGAUUCCACAAGGCAUUGCUCAUGCCAUAGAUCGAUGCAUGUUCCCAUUACCAGUCGGAGAUAUUUUACAGACACUUCAAUCUGACAGAGAACGAAGAUUCACAAAUUUCCUUAGAGCUGUUUUCGCAUCUAACAUGGCUGAUACAUUACAAAAUAAAGGUAUUAAAACGUACACAAUAUUCGCACCAACUGAUUUCGCAUUCAGUCACUUGACACAAGAGGAAUUAAACACAAUGAUUAGUGAUAAAGAUUCAGCACAACAGUUGGUCAAUCGUCAUAUUGUACCAGGUACUCUAUUUACAUCUGGCAUGCGUUUCUAUCAAGUUAAGGACACAUUGGCUGAAGAUAAAGCAAUUACAGUACAAAAGAAUGGAGGCAAAGUAAAAGUCAAUGACAGCACAAUUCUAACAUCAAACAUUCCAGCCACAAAUGGAGUUAUUCAUGCCAUUGAUACUCUUCUCUAAGCCAUUUUUUGUCUUUUAAUAAUUUAUUAAUGUACAUAUAGCAAAAGAUGCGAUUUCUUGUUUUGUUAUGUUAUUAUUAUUUUUUUCACGAAUAUUUUAUAAUUUUUAAAAAUAUUAAUUUAAAUUGAAAAUUCUCAUAAAAUGUAUGAAAAUUGAACAAAAAGUUUUCUCAAAUAGAAAUAAUAAAAAAC
This is a messenger RNA of Chironomus riparius, 3719 nucleotides long. The record is from the annotation of a GenBank genome assembly. Lineage: Eukaryota; Metazoa; Arthropoda; Insecta; Diptera; Chironomidae.